Molecule: messenger RNA, 3620 nt
Organism: Nomia melanderi (Alkali bee)
Lineage: Eukaryota; Metazoa; Arthropoda; Insecta; Hymenoptera; Halictidae
Gene: CPR19
Product: cuticular protein 19
Cellular component (GO): chitin-based extracellular matrix
Molecular function (GO): structural constituent of chitin-based larval cuticle
Source: RefSeq, a predicted model, not a curated record
GCCGUAUAAAACGCCCCUCUCGUCGAUUCUUCGAGCACUAUUGCACUUCUCGUCGCCCAGUUGUCGUUAUUUCUCUAUUAUGGGUACCAUAUUCAUGUUCCUGUUCUUUACCAUUUCGCUGAUAUUGUGUCAACCACUGAAUGGCCAGUAUCAGUCGCCUCAACAGGCAGCAAUUUUGAGCGACGCGAGAUAUCUUUCUGGCGAUGGAACAUUCGGAGCAUCAUACUCACAAGAAGAUGGCGUCGAAUUCAAAGAAGAAAGCGACGUCUACGGAAAUCGUCGUGGGUCUUACUCUUACGUUGAUCCAACCGGUCAAAGACGCACAGUGACGUACACAGCUGGAAAAAAUGGUUUCCAGGCAACCGGUGACGGUAUACCAGUACCACCCCCGCAAGUGCCGCCGCAGCCAGAGUACGAGCCUUUGCCACAGUACAACCCACCAGAUUAUCAACCGCCAAACUACAAUCCACCCCCGCAAUCACGGUAUCAACGUCCGAGUCCACCAGUAUACGAACCACAGCCGCAGCCGCAGCCUCAACCAGAGUAUCAGCCUGAGCCUCAAUACCGAUACAGGCCUCAACCACCACCGCCACCGCCACCAGAGAUCCAAUCCGUACCAUCGUACAACCCUCGGCCACAGUAUCAACCCCCGGCCAGGCCGCCACCGCAGUACAACGCGAUUACGACGCCAGCCCCUCGAAGAUUCUAUCCACCUGGGAAGCUGAACUUCAACAGGACACCCGAUGGCUACUCCUACACGUUCAGUAAGAGUUAAAUUCCCAUUAUCGAGAUCUGAAACUAGAGGUAUUUAAAGAGAGAGAUACAAUGUCAGUGAGAUGUACAAUAUGCGAAGAAUGAGCUGAGCAGAUGGAAGUUAUGUAGUAUGAAAAUUAAUGUUCCUCGAGGGUUGAUAACAUUUUGUAAACAUUGAAGAAGGUUUUAUGCAUUUAUUUUAUCGUUAUUUUAACCAUUUGAAUAAUUGUUGUUAUUAAUGUCUAGUAACUAUUAUUCAGUUUCGAUUAAUCAGAAUAUUUUAAAAUAAGGAUCUCUUGUUGUAUAUGUACUUUGAAAUUUGUAGUUCAUGUAUUUUCAAAUUUUUCGUAAUAUUUUGAGUAGGCACCACUCUCAUCUUUUUGAACUUAUUAUAAAACAGAAUUAUAAAGUAUUUUAUGUAUAUAAAUGUAAGGACAAUUUAAGGAAUGAUUAAUUUUCAUUGUUACCAGCAGCACACUUAUUUAAUUUAUGAAACUUUUAAGUCUAUAAUCACACAAAGGAUUAUGUCAGAACCUCAUAUAUCUUAUGUAAUAGUAUAAUUCUUAAUUACCACAGUUUUGACCUUAAACGAACCCAUUAUACGUUAGUUUAGUCGCUGAAUAUUACUUACUUUGUGGAAGCACGGCUCGUGUAGUUUCCCGAGAUCAUAAAUUGUGCACGCGGAAACUAUCGGGCAUUGAUUUGAAUACGGGAUCACGUAUUCGUAAUUAAGAGAUUGUGGGUAACCAGAGCCUUGUCCAUGAUCUUACCGCAAGGCUCACCGCCACGGACAAGUUAAGCUUCCUGUAAAAGGCUGCAUAAGCUUUGCAUAAAUUUCUACGGAAAUGCAACGAAUGGAUUAAUCGGUUCUGUCUUAAUUAAAUCUGGUUUUUGCGCUCAUACUUUCGCUCAAAUUAUCGAGGCACGCGAAUGUUCGCAUAAACAGGAAAGCGUUGUUGGUCUGUUUCAACAAAACUUCUUCCUAUUCUGCGUAUUUCUUUAAUUUUAUUCUGGAUACGAAAAUCUGAAUUUAAUAAUGUCCAUAUAGUCUGUUAACUUCGUAAAGUAUUCCAUUUUAGAUAAUGUUGAUAGCACUGUUGGUCUGUUCCAACGAAACUUCUUCCUAUUCUCUGGAUUUCUUUAAUUUCAAUCUCAAUGCAGAAGUCCGAGUUUAGUAAUAAUGUUUUAAUAACGUCCAUAUGGUUUGAUCAUUUUUUAGAGUUUUCCACUUUAGAUGAUAUUUAAAGAAACGAUGUUAAGUAUAGUAGUUACAGACAAAAUAUUUUUUAACAAAUUCGAAAGUAUUCGUACAAAAAUAAAUGGUUUGGUAUUUGACGGACGCUGAUCGGUUAAAUUCUCUGCGACGCAUUGCUCGGCCGACGCCCUGCGUUUUGCAUAGCAAUUUCCUUUUCAAAUGCGAGCACAAUCCCGCGCGCUUCGGGGUCACGAUACUUUCAUCGGGCAACCUUUGGACAUUCUCCACACCGUUGCGAUUAACUUUGUGUGAAACUCACGAUUCUCGGAGGGAAGAUACGUUAUUCCUUAGGGCGAGUCCAUAUCCUUCAUCAGUUAAAUGUCACGGGAGUAAAUUUUCUUUCCCUUCUUCUUCCCAUCCAUUUCAAUUCCCAACGAUUACUCGUUUCCAUGUGAAACAAUCGGUAAAUUCUGUGCUAAACAAAGUUUUACGGAAUUCAAUAUUACAGAUUACUUUGAUAUUAAAGUCUUAAUAUUAAUCUUAACAAUCUUAAUACGAAUUCUGAAAAUCUCAAUAGUCCUAAUAUUAAAAUUUGAACGUUGAACCUUGAAAAUCUGAGUAAUCUAAAUAUUAAACUUUAAAUCCACCUUGAAAAUCUGAAUAAUCUUAAUCUUAAGAUUCGAAUCUUGAAUCCUGAACAUCUCAAUAAGCUUAACAUUAAGAUUUCAAUUUCAGAUCUUGAUCAUCUCGAAUCUUGAAUAUUGAAAAUCUCAAUAUUGUUAUUAAAACUAGAUUCACGGAACGCGUUAAUUCGACGUGUAUUGAAUUUGUUUAAAUACUAUUUGACAAAUGUUUACGUUGACAUUGAUUGAUGUAACUACACCAGUAUGUAUCUCAGUUAUCUAACUUUAAACCUUUCAUUUCCAAAAUCCGAAUGAACGAACAUGAAUUUUUCUAGAAGCAAUAAAAUCAACCGUACAAUAAACGUCCGUAAACCUAGUGUUAAAAAUAAGAUCAAUAUCGACAUUCCUAAGAUAUUACCAUUAAUAAUCAAUCGUCCAGACUCAAGGCUUGAACCAAGUCAAGUACCAUUGUGUCAUCAGCCGCGAGUUAAGGCGUUUCAGGCGGUAACGGAAGGGGAACGUUAGACAAAGGGUCGAUUAUCUCAUUAUCCUGGCUCGCGAAUAAUACCCGGCGCAACCGAACGGCUGGGGAAAAAUGCAGUUCGGCCGGGCGGCCAUUUACCGGUACCAGUAACGCGGGCGCGGCAAGGCAAACCGGCCAUAUCGGAGCAGGAACUCGAUAACCUUAGAGGUGGGCCGAAAGAAACGCAUACCGUAACGUUUCGCGUCACGUUGCUGUCGUUUAAGAAAGUCGAUCGCGGAUUUAAUUUACGGCCGGCCGGGCGCAGCACCGGAUGCAACGCGGUUGCAACUGUCGCAUGCUCGUCGUGCCGCAUGUCCCUCAUCCGCGUUACGCUGCCACGGUCCUUGGGUCGCGUUUCAUUGAAAUUUAUCGCGAGCCCUAUUAAAAGAAAUCGGCUCGACAAUAAAAUCGAGCUCUGCCUCUGAACAGUUUGAUCACGAUAUAAAUUAAGACACACUUUUUAAAAUUGAUUAUGAAUAAAUAUAGAGAAUUUACUGUGUACCGUAUAAUUCGUAAGGCAAAUAAA